CGUGGGGAAGCCACCAGUGGUAGAGCUGGCAAAGACGGAAAAGAGGGAAAGAUAGACAGCAGAGAUAGAGAGGAGAGAGAGAGAGGCCGAUACAGACGAAAAAGGAGAGUGUUUCACCUCGGCUGACCGUCUCUUACGUGACGAAGCGUCCACUGGAGGUUGGACAGCGGCGGAAUAUCUGAAGAGGAUAUUUGACUAGCCCCCUUUAUUUGCUCUUCUUUACACGGAGCGUAUUUCACAACCGAGGGGGCAACAAGGCUGCUGCUGCUUGAAGUGAACCCAGCCGCAGUGAUCUCAUCAUCCGUGGGCCUUGUGGAUUAACUUGCUGCCUUCAUCUAAAGGAAUGCUGUAUUGAUUACUGCUCUCUAACAAAGCCCAUGGAUUACAGUGAGCGUGUUGGAAAGGCUUUGAUCACAGCUAUGUCAACACUGCAUCAGGAUAUUUCAAGUCAAAAAGAACCACAGUAGAAGACUGACAGGAGCUUUGUGUUUCCAGCUUGUCUUAUACCAUACUUUUUGAACUUUUAUACAGUCACCUGAUUCAUUAAUUUGAUCCAGACACUCUUUUAUUCCCCCUAUAUAUAAAACCCCAUAUUCUCUCAUCAUGUACGGAAGCUCACGUUCCGUCUCCAAGCUGGAUGUCGUUGGAUCCAAUGGUAACGGGUCAGUGUCUGGGAGUCCCGGCCGCUCCCCACGACUCCCUCGCUCCCCCCGCCUCGGACACCGGAGAAACAGUAGCAGCAGCUCCACUGGUGGACUUACUGGCUCUGGUAAAACCCUGUCCAUGGAGAAUAUUCAGUCUCUUAAUGCUGCCUACGCCACAGGUGGUCCUAUGUAUUUCACUGACACAGCUGAUGACCCGGUCGGCCUUGGUAGCCUGGGUAGUGGGCUGAAUCCUUCGCUGCCCAAAAGCACCAUGACGCUGGGCAGGGCUGGGGCCAGGGUUCCCUAUGGGAUCAGAGCUGCCAUCAUGGGAAGCACUCCGAAUAUAAACACUGGAGGUGGCGGUGCAGUUAUGCCCAGUGAUGCAAUAGCGUUUGGAGGGGAGAUGCAAAGCCAUCCUUCACAGGCUGCUACUGUGCCCCACUCCAUGAGACAGGUGAGGGACGGUGCCAUGUCAGACCUACAGUCACAGCUGAGAGAAGUGCUGAGAGAGAAUGAACUUCUUCGCAGAGAGCUGGAGGCUAAAGAGUCCAAACUGAGCUCCUCUAUGAACUCUAUCAAGACGUUUUGGAGUCCAGAGCUGAAGAAGGAGAGAGCGGUGAGGAAGGACGACGCCACAAAGAUGGCGGUCUGGAAGGAACAGUACAGAGUAGUACAGGAGGAAACACAGCAUCUUCAGUGCACAAUCCAGGCUUUACAAGAUGAGCUCCGAAUCCAACGUGAUCUCAACCAGCUCUUCCAGUCCGAUUACUCAGACUCCGGUCGUUUUGGAAACCAGGCCAUAUCUCCACAGGAAAUGACAGAGGACAACUUCCUGCGUCUCCAUGGCGAAUAUGAGCGGCAGGUCAAAGAGCUCUUCCUCCUGAGGAAGACUGUGGAAGAAAUGGAGCUGAGGAUCGAUACACAGAAACACACUCUAACCGCCAGGGAUGAAUCCAUUAAGAAGUUACUGGAAAUGUUGCAGAGUAAAGGCCUGUCGUCACGGGCAACCGAGGAGGACCAUGAGCGAACAAGGCGACUGGCUGAUGCUGAGAUGACCAUCCACCAACUGGAGGGCUUGCUGGAGCAAAAAGACAAGGAGAUGCUACAACUCAGAGAGGAGCUACACAGGAGAUACGAAGCAGCUCCAGAAUCAACCAAGACUAAGGCCCUGCAGACAGUCAUCGAAAUGAAGGAUGCAAAGAUCAGCUCAAUGGAGCGCGGCUUGAGAGAGCUGGAGGACGAGGUGAACAUGCUCAAGUCCAACGGAGCUCUGAGCAGCGAGGAGAGAGAGGAGGAGAUCAAGCAGAUGGAAGUCUACAGAUCUCACUCCAAGUUCAUGAAGAACAAGGUUGAACAGCUGAAGGAAGAGCUAAGUCACAGCCAAUCAGAGAAGGAGGAGCUAAGAGAACGAGCCAAUGAGCUUCAGCGGGAGGUGUCUGCAAUGGAACAGGUGAAGCAGGAUCUGAGUCGUAAGGACAGCGAGCUGUUGGCUUUCCGGACCAAACUGGAAACCCUGAACAAUCAGUUUUCUGACAGUAAACAACACGUGGACGUACUCAAGGAGUCGCUCACUGCCAAGGAACAGAGAGCUGCUAUACUACAGACUGAGGUGGAUGCGCUGCGUCUUCGCCUUGAAGAAAAGGAAUCUCUCCUCUCUAAAAAGAGUCAACAGAUAUCUGAGCUGACAGAAGAGAAGAGCACUCAGCAUGGAGAGAUCACCGACCUCAAAGACAUGCUGGACGUUAAGGAACGCAAAGUUAAUGUCCUGCAGAAGAAGAUAGAGAAUCUCCAGGAUCAGCUGAGGGAUAAAGAAAAGCAGCUGAGUGGGCUGAAAGACAGAGUCAAGUCUUUACAGACCGAUACCUCAAACACCGACACGGCACUGGGAACACUGGAGGAAGCUCUGGCUGAGAAGGAGCGCAUCAUCGAGCGGUUGAAGGAUCAGCGGGAGAGGGAGGAAAGAGAAAAGGGGGAGGAGAUGGAGUCCAGCAAGAAGGAGCUGAAGGAGCUGAGGGAGAAAGUCUCCCAGCUGCAGGCUGACCUCGCUGACCGUGAGACAUCUGUGUUGGAUCUGAAGGAGAAAGCUUCCUCUCUGGCAUCCUCGGCUCUGAAGAAGGACAGCAGGCUGAAGAGUCUGGAGAUUGGCCUGGAGCAAAAGAGAGAGGAGUGUGUCAAACUUGAUAACCAGCUCAAGAAGGCUCAGAGUGCAGCGACAGAGUCACUGGCCAACACUGAACUCUCUGAACGCAUCUCCAGCCUAGAGCAGGAUGUGGCCCAACACAAAGAGGAUGCUGUGAGGGCCCAAUCCGAGGUGGAACGACUUCUGGAGAUCCUGAGGGAGAUGGAGAAUGAAAAGAACGACAAGGAGAAAAAGAUCCACGAACUGGAGAGGCAGAUGAAGGAUCAGUCGAAGAAGGUGGCCAACCUGAAACACAAGGAGCAACAGGAGAAGAGCAAGAACGCCCAAAUGAUGGAGGAGGCUAAGAAGAGGGAAGACAACCUGAAUGAAAGCUCCCAGCACAUAAAGGACUCCCUCCGUCAAAAAGAAGAGCGCAUCGAAGAGCUGGAGGAGGCACUGCGGGAAAGCGUUCAGAUCACAGCAGAGAGGGAGGUGGUGCUCGCUCAGGAAGAGCAGGCACGCGUGACGUCUGACAAACAGGUGGAGGACCUGCUGGUUGCCAUGGAGAAGGUGAAACAGGAAUUGGAGGUGAUGAAAGCGAAGCUGUCAUCAACUCAACUCUCACUGGCCGAGAAGGAAGGUCACCUGACUUCCCUGCGAGCGGAGAGGCGGAAACACCUGGAGGAGGUCCUGGAGAUGAAACAAGAGGCGCUCCUGGCAGCUAUAAGUGAGAAAGAUGCCAACAUCGCCCUGCUGGAGCUCUCCUCGUCCAAGAAGAAGAAAACCCAGGAAGAAGUGGCAGCUCUGAAGAGGGAGAAGGACGGUCUGGUUCAUCAGCUCAAACAGCAGACUCAAAACAGGAUGAAGCUGAUGGCGGACAAUUACGAGGACGACCACCUGAAAGUUACUUCUCCAAACUCAGAGCAACCCAACAAUCACAAGCCCUCCCCAGACCAGAUUCUCUCUCCUCUCCUGGAUCUCAAUCAGAAUCGCAGUAAACUGAAGCUGUACAUCAGUCACCUGACAUCUCUGUGUCAGGAGCGAGACCCAAUCAUAUUGCAGGACUUUGCCCCGCCCCCAGCCUAUCACCGCUCUGACUCCGCCUCCUGGCAUACGCAGCUGCACAGCAUGACGCAGGAACAGUUGGAGGUGGAGUUAGCUCUGUGUGAGAGGGAGGGGGCAGAGCUACAGGAGUACGCCAACCAGGUCCUGCAGCAGAUCGCCGACCGAUGCCCCGACAUUUUGGAACAGGUCGUCAACGCCCUGGAGGACAGCUGCUGACAUUCACACACACACACACACACACACACACACACACACACACACACACACACACACACACACACACACACACACAAGCAAAUACACCCUCUUUAAUAAGCUUACACAUAUGAUUCACAAGCACACAAAGUCAUUAAAGAAAGCAUGCAGACACACACAGGAUCAUCAGAAACAUCCAGUCGGCUCACAUAACGUCCUGUCGGACAUGAAGAUGAAGCUUUUCUCAUUUCCACAACAGCAAAAGGAGAGUUUCCCCUUCGAGGAUCGACAAAAAAUAAAUAAAUAAUCAAGUUGUUAUUAAAAAAAAUUGUUCACUGUGUCUUUAGUCGCCAUAAUUUUGAAUGAACGGCACCAGCUGAUGACACUGCUGUUCACUUUUCAGUUCAAAGUGCUACGUUGGCAUGCAAGUUCUUUGGAAAUAGUUGAUGUUUUUGAGACUUUUAAUACUUAUUUUCCCAACUAUUCCAAAACAGAAGAAGCCUUCACUGCACUCACUCACCAUCUGUGACACUUCAGAGCGGCCAUCUUGUGUCCUUCUAGGCAAUCAGCAGUUGGACUUGUAACUUGAUGUAUUUUAUUUUUUAACUGUAUAAAAAGUGAGUUGCCAGGUUGUUUCUGAUGCCAGUUUUACACGCUGUUGCCACAUUAUUGGAUUGGUUCAGAUCUGUGUGUUUAUUUCAGCUGCCUUCGGUUCUUUACAUCAUUUUGCUGCUAUCUUUUUCACUUUUAGUUUCUUUUUUUUUUUUUCCUCCCAUUUCUUGUUUCUUUUAUUAUAGGCAUCUGAGAUAUGAAACGUCCCAAACUUGCAGAUUAUUUCACCAGUAAUCUCCAGAUAGAUGUGUAAAUUGUAAAGAGAGAAGUAUAAUAAACAGAAACACAUUUUUUUGGGGUCUCGGCUUGGGAACGCAACACUUUCAUCUAACGUUUUUUCCAUCGCUGUUGAAAAUCUCGCAAUACUCCCUUUAUUAAAAUAUAACAAAUGUUAGAUGUUUUGUGUUUCUUUUUAACCUGAGAAAAUAUGUUGAGUUAUGGCGUCCAUGCUGAAAUUACAAGUUCACUCACCAAAUCCCUUUUUUGUGACAAUCCCUUUAAAAUUAACAUGAGGACAAAUCUGAACUUGCUCAUUUCCCCUUAUUGAAACAUCUGCUUUUGUUUUCUUUUUUUGGGAGGGAGGGGAUAUAAAAAUUAUAUAUUUUUUUGCUUUUGGUAAUAUAUAUAUAUAUAUAUAAAACACUAAUCUUGUUUAAUUGAAAAUAUUGUCAUCCAUUGUUUAGUAUAUUGCAUAAUGUGUCAAAAUCUUUCUUUUGUGAUGCAAGUAACCACAGAUGUGUUAGACGAGCAGAAGACUGUUAUUGGGAACGAAUAUCGCACCUACAUGAGGCUCUGUGUCCACCGGGAGCAUCUUGUUCUUGUUGUUGACAGUGGAAAUGACUCUGAUGCAUGUUUCCCACAGCACUGACAGCCGUAGCAUGAUAGAAACGCUUAGAGCACAGAGCACUAGAGGUCCAAAUUGUUCCAACUCAAAAGCAAAAACUACUCUUAACAAGUUUUUGUAGGCACAGUACGUGCUGAAACCAUGAGUGGAGUUGCCCACAUGCAACUGUUUAGCUCUGCUUCCUGAAAAAGAAAUAACAAGUGGACACAGAGCCUGAAGACAGGGAUUUACACGGCACACUCAAAUCUGAUUUUACACCCAGAUCUGACCUUUUAAAGAGGGCAAAAGUUUUCCAGCUUCUAAAGCACUGACUUAUAACAGCUCCGAAGCCCCACGGGUGUAAAUAAGGAGUUUCAUUUCACAACAUCGGUCGUAAUAGAGAAGAAAUUACCACCUGCUGACGUUCAAUGCAGGCUGUUUGAAUGUUUCCAGUUUGAAAUUGCUAAAGAUUUGAUUACUUCAGGGUUUGUGUGUCAUUGUACGAAUAGUGAGAAUCUCAUUUUGAAAUGAAACUCUGUCAGAUAUGAGCGAGUUUAAAUCCUGUAUUUUUGUCGUCUGUUUUAUAAUGUUUUGGAAAUGAUGAUGAUGAUGAUGACAGGGACUCACUUUGACUUUGCUGUGGAUUGAAAAAUGGGAAUGAAAGAAUGGAAUAAAAUAUUGAUUUAUCUUUACCUCGUUA
Molecule: messenger RNA, 6158 nt
Organism: Scomber scombrus (Atlantic mackerel)
Lineage: Eukaryota; Metazoa; Chordata; Actinopteri; Scombriformes; Scombridae
Product: ELKS/Rab6-interacting/CAST family member 1-like
Exons: 22
Coding region: 604-4044 (1146 amino acids)
Biological process (GO): regulation of synaptic plasticity; neuromuscular synaptic transmission; maintenance of presynaptic active zone structure
Cellular component (GO): cytoskeleton of presynaptic active zone
Molecular function (GO): structural constituent of presynaptic active zone
Source: RefSeq, a predicted model, not a curated record